GGAACACUCACUGUUCCUACACAACACAACAACAGCCCUGCAGAGAUUGUGGCGAUAUACGAAGUUACUCCUCUUUAAAAAAUGACGUCUGAGGAAUGCACGAUCUGCAACAAAUUCAUGAGGAAACGGCCAGUCGCCACAAGGUCUGAGACAUUGCGUCAAAGGGUUAGCCGCCACCACAUAAACACCUUCUCGUGGCCCGCCUUGCUAGAUUCAGCAGCGGCAUGCUAUUGUUGCAAAAUCCUGCUGACUGGUUGCCGUGCGUGCUUUCUUCAACACGGCAUCAACGAGGCAGAGAUCAUGCACGGCAAGCUUCGCUUCUACUACCCCACGUCGAUUGAUUACGCCGACACCGAGGAAAUUGGCAAAGAGCUGAUAUUUUUCAUGCGAGAUGGCUCACGAUUUGAUGUCGAGAUGUUCAUCGACGCAGAGGACGAGAACCCCCUUCCGCAGGCCUGGGACCGUAUGCCCGCGUCGCGCAGAACUUCACCACGCACAGAUUCGAUAGAGGCUCUCGCGACCAUCAAGGGGUGGAUCGCCGAGUGUACCACUGAACACGACUUUUGCGAAUCCCCAGAAGAAGAGCCACAGCUCCCAACAAGGGUCCUCGAUGUCGGCCUCGAGGACGGCGUGGUGAAGCUGGCUGAGACCAAAGGUGCCAGGGCCAAGUACAUCUGUCUCAGCCAUUGUUGGGGCCUUGACCAGAUCAUCACCACAACCAAGUGCACCCUGCAGCCUCAUAAGAGAGAAGUGCCCUGGGAUGCCCUGUCGACGACCUUUCGCGAUGCUAUCCACCUAACGAGAACACUUGGGUACAGGUACAUCUGGAUUGAUUCCCUCUGCAUCGUCCAAGACGACGAAGACGACUGGGCCGUGGAAUCAGCCAGGAUGGCCACCGUGUACAGCAACGGCGCCCUGACCAUCGCCGCCACCAAAUCACCCAACGGCCAAGGCGGUAUCUUCUCGCAGACGCAGGAUACCCUAGUGUCAGGCCAGACCCCGGCCGGCGAGGGUUACCGCGUCUUCUUCCGCGAGCUCAUCGACCACCAUCUCGAGUCCCAAGAGGAAAUUGAGGGAGAUGACACGCUCGCGUCUAACCCCACCUCACGAUACUUCCCUCUGCUCACCAGGGCCUGGGUAUACCAGGAGCGCAUGCUCUCCACGCGCGUGGUUCACUUUGGGAAGUAUGAGGUCUGC
This is a messenger RNA of Cryphonectria parasitica EP155, 1197 nucleotides long. RefSeq lists its product as uncharacterized. The record is from RefSeq and is a predicted model, not a curated record. The annotation marks the transcript as partial. Lineage: Eukaryota; Fungi; Ascomycota; Sordariomycetes; Diaporthales; Cryphonectriaceae. The transcript has a single exon.